UUAGUCCUCAUCAUAACCCUUAUGCUCCCUUUAAUCCCUAGACCUACCACUCACACUCAUGCUAAACCUAAACCUCAAACACAUUUGCAAUCUCUUACCCCAAAAUUUACUCCUAAUCCCAACACUUAACACUAACCCCAAUCUCAACACCAACACUGACUGAAAUUAUACACAAAUCCCAAGGACAACCUCAACCCUAAAUCUUGCCCUAACCUGAAGCCGGAUCUAAAAUAGACUCAAACCCUAGCAGGUUGGGAAGGGUCAUCCAGCAUUUGAGGGGACAUGGGAGAGGCAGGUAGGGGAGGGGAACAUGAGGAAGUGACCUCACUUCCUUGACAAUGCUUGCCUAACAGAACCUAGAACUCUCAAGGCUGGUUGGCUACAUUUACUGGUAGAGAGACUCAACAACCAGGAGGAUGUUUUCUUGCUGUUUCCCAAAAUGCGAAGGCUCAGGCCACAAGAGUUGGUGGAGAGAGGGUGUUAUUCAAAGGCUGAGAGGCUCAGGCAGUCGUCAGGCCCAGAGCCUGGAGCACACUGACCCAAGAACCCCCAAGAUGACACAGGACCCAAGGAAGUCCAGCCCAAAGCUGGAGGAUGCUGGCAAGGUGGGGAGCAUGGAGCCAGACAUGCUGAAGAAGCUGGUGUUCAACCUGGUGCUUGCCCAUCAGCGCGGGGACCCCUUCUUCGUGCCUGCCUUCCUGGCCAUCUACAGGAGGUUCGCCACCACGCGGCAGGUGCUGGAUCUGCUGUUCCCCAGGUACAACUUCUUCCUCCCAGGCUCUGAGCAGGACCAGCAGAACAAGAGUGCUCUGAGCUCCAUCCUGGAGACCUGGCUUCUCCAGUACCCAGAAGACUUUUACCAGCACCCAGACAUGGACAACCUCAAGCAGCUCGUGGCCUAUGCACUCCUGAACCUUCCAGACUCAGACAUCAUCCUGCAAGUGUGCAGACUUUAGGCCCAAUUUAGAGUCCACUAAGAGGGAUCCCUUUCCAGAGUGGCUGAUCAGCGGAAUGCAGGACAAUUUAGACAACCUCACCUUGCAGGACUUCAAUUGCACGUCUGCCUCCCUCCCUUGGAAAUGUUGCCUUUUUUUUUUUUUUUUUUUUUUUCCUGGUUUCAUUUAUCUGUAGUUGUCCGGCGCCGCUUCCAUCCCGCGGAAUGUAGCACACGAACACUUAGCCUCUGCAAGCACCUUUAUUGACUGGGCAACAACCUCAAUACACGUCCGUCCGUGACGGCUUCUUCCGUGUUGUGCCUUUAUUGACUGGGCAGCAACCUCAAUACAUGUCCAUCCUCGACGGCUUCUUCCGUGUUGUGCAUCGGGCACUUCCUAUACUUGGGCUUAUAUAGCUAAUGUUAUCCAAUCAUGGGAUUACACGUGGGGACAGGCGAUUGGGCGGCAACAAGGAAGCAAUCAAUCAUUACCAUAUAUGGCGGGGACAGUAAGGCGAGCAAGAACCAGGAAGCAGGAUGUGUGUGCCAUCUUGGGCACACGAUGGGCGGGGGAGCAGCGAGGCGGUAGGCGGGUGCCAUCUUAUGAAUAUGCUCUCAUGAAUAA
Molecule: messenger RNA, 1559 nt
Organism: Cavia porcellus (domestic guinea pig)
Lineage: Eukaryota; Metazoa; Chordata; Mammalia; Rodentia; Caviidae
Product: ral guanine nucleotide dissociation stimulator-like
Exons: 5
Coding region: 417-956 (179 amino acids)
Source: RefSeq, a predicted model, not a curated record